AUGCGGCGGUGGGUGGUGUUGGCAACAAUAGUGUUAUUGUCAUGCUGCAGCGGUAGCAUGUGCUUGGCACCAAUCUUCCGAAUCGCUCUUGGAUCGUGCGCCAACCAAAGCGCUCCCCAGCCUAUAUGGGAUGCAAUUAUCCGUUUUGAUCCUCAAGUCUUCAUCUGGAUGGACGACAACAUCUAUGGAGAUAUAAGACGCCCUUUCAAGCUUUUCGGCAAGGAGAUGACAAUUGGGCCGUGGAACAAUGUUCCUAGGUUUUACCCUUCUUCUGAAUAGGAAAUGAAGUCCCGAUAUCAACAAGCUAAGACCAUUCCUGGAUAUUCUUCUCUCAGACACAAAACUAAAGUUAUUGGCACGUGGGAUGACCAUGAUUAUGGAUUAAAUGAUGCAGGAAAAUAAUUUGAGGGCAAGAUCACUAACCAAAGGCUUUUACUUGAUUUGGAUGAACCCCUAGGAAGUACUCGGUGCAAACAAGCUGGUGUUUAUGCAUCAUACAUAUUUGGUCAUAUGGGUAAAUAUGUUAAGGUCAUUCUCUUGGAUACAAGAUAUCACAGAGAUCAUUUGUCUAGUGAUGGAAAUAUCUUAGGAGAUGCACAAUGAAUGUGGUUGGAGAGGGAGUUGAAAGGUCCUCCUACAACCAUUACUAUUAUCGUAUCAUCUAUUCAGGUAUCAAAUAUGUCAUGUCAAACCAUUCAGCUACAACUAUUUUAUACGGAAUCAUGGGGACGAUUUCUAAGGGAAAGAAGUCCUCUUUUAAGUUGAUCGAUAUAUGACAGUAAGAGGGAAGGGGUUUUCUUCAUAAGUGGAGAUGUUCACUUUGGAGAAAUUGCAAGAUAUAAUUAUGCAGCUGGUUAUCCCUUGUAUGACAUAACAUCAAGUGGCCUUACUCAAGCAGUAUCUCCACUGCUGCGUUUCAUUGCGAGAAUUUUGGCAUGGUUAACUCCAGCUAUAAUGAGAGUAAAGGACAAAAGCUGCAGAUACCGUUCGUGCACUUAAGGUCAACCAAACUUUGGUACCAUUGAGAUCAAUUGGGAUUCAGAUCCAGUAGAUUUGAAGUUUCAUGUCAGAGAUGAAAAGGGGUUGCCAGUUAGUGCAUUGAAAAUCACAUUAUCAGAACUCUAAGGCCAAAAGAUAGACUCUGAAAUGACCAUUGGCUUGGGAAAAUUCCCAAAGUAUUGCUCUCUUGAAGUUGACUUACCAUGGUUUGUCAGAUACCGGUUGGCAAUAUUUUUCUUUUCCGUUUUAGCUGUGUUGCUUCUAGCAACCAUAGGAUUCCUCUGCGAUGUCAGGUCAUGCUGCAGGAGAUGGCAUUGCAAAUACAAGCAUGAUUGAAAAUUUUGAGUGCUUGAGAUUAAAUGCCUGGUUGUUGUUGAGUGAUACAUGACCAGAUUUAUAUUCUAACAAGAGAUAUACACAGCACACGUGUCUAGUUUUCCCAACUCAAAAAUUGGGUCUUAGCGUCAAAUGGACAUGAGAUCACUUCUACAUGUGAGUCCGGAGGGCAAGACAACUAGUUGUAAAUAUUAUUUGCCUCAACUACAAAGUUAGUGUGGUUCGUUCUAUAUGAAUUUUCAAUAUAACAAAUGUAGUUAGUGUGUGGUUCGUUCUAUAUGAAUUUUUAAUAUCACAAAUGUAGUUAGUGUGUGGUCCGUUGUAUGAAUUUUCAAUUAUCACAAACGUUCAGAUACUUGGUUCUUAAUAAUUAUCUAUGAA
Molecule: messenger RNA, 1716 nt
Organism: Solanum tuberosum (potato)
Lineage: Eukaryota; Viridiplantae; Streptophyta; Magnoliopsida; Solanales; Solanaceae
Source: RefSeq, a predicted model, not a curated record